AUGCUGCAGGACUCCGGGAACCCUGAAUUCUGCGAUGAGUUUCACCGCGGUCCAUUGCACUGGGCCGCCGCGCGUGGCGAUGCAUCUCUUGUGCGACGCAUUCUGCAGGCUGGCUGCAGCCCCAAUCCCCGAGAUAUUAUCGACCGAACGCCCCUGUUUGCCGCUGUUUGCUUGGACCGGGUUCAGGUGGUGAAAGUGCUUCUCGACCACCACGACAUUGAAAUCCAGGUUGAGGACAGACUGAGAUACCCUCCACUCCAAGAGUCAUACCGAAGACAGAAGUUUGGAACUCCCUUCUACGGCAGCCGGCAAACAUGUCGUGCUCGACCUAGGGCCGAGGUCACUGACCUUCUGUAA
This is a messenger RNA of Aspergillus uvarum CBS 121591, 357 nucleotides long. Its product is annotated as ankyrin repeat domain-containing protein. Gene Ontology annotation, molecular function: protein binding. NCBI's taxonomy places the organism in Eukaryota, Fungi, Ascomycota, Eurotiomycetes, Eurotiales, Aspergillaceae. Bases 1 to 357 code for a protein of 118 amino acids. The transcript has a single exon. The record is from RefSeq and is a predicted model, not a curated record.